This is a messenger RNA of Sinocyclocheilus rhinocerous, 2649 nucleotides long. Its product is annotated as Krueppel-like factor 5. Gene Ontology annotation, molecular function: RNA polymerase II cis-regulatory region sequence-specific DNA binding; DNA-binding transcription factor activity, RNA polymerase II-specific. The record is from RefSeq and is a predicted model, not a curated record. Gene Ontology annotation, biological process: regulation of transcription by RNA polymerase II. The transcript is spliced from 4 exons. Bases 255 to 1283 code for a protein of 342 amino acids. NCBI's taxonomy places the organism in Eukaryota, Metazoa, Chordata, Actinopteri, Cypriniformes, Cyprinidae.
AUUUGUCUUGUCAAACGCGUAAAGCGCUUGACAUCUCUGGCAGGCUGUCGUUUCGUUCUCAUUUGCGGCAUAUUGAAUGACGUGAUCUCCAGCUUAUUUCAGCAGAGGACAUGCGGUUAUGGGCAACGCUUUGUUGAGCAGGAUCCACGGCUAGAAUAAACCACCUCUAAGAACUGAACGCGGCAUUGAGAGAGGACGAUUACAGUGGAUUUAAUGACACUCCAUCAAAGCAUCACAUUCUGAUCAAAAGAAACAUGGAUGGAUACCUGCCACCUCAGUUUUAUGCGUUGUCAGACCAUAAGAAGUUUUGUCAAGACAAUUCCCUCACGAUGGACCAAGGCACGCCAUACAGCAUAAACAUGAAUGUUUUUUUACCGGACGUCACUUACCUACGGACCGGCAUGUGUAGACCCGUGAGGUCCGCGGCGCCACAGAUAAAGACAGAACCUCUGCAUUCGUCUUUCAACCACUCCAGUUGCCACGGCUCGGUUGCACCCGCCAUUACGCAUCCAGAGUACACAAACCUCUACAGCCCAGCUAUGGAAACGGGUAGCAAUGUUUAUGUCAAGCAUGAGACGCCGUCCCUCGAAUUCCCAGAUGUUCCACUUUUUCAGCUGUUGAAUACGGAGCUCGAGCCCAAUGGUGGCCACCCUUGCACAGAUUCCCACAAUGCCACAUGCCCUCCGAUGCCGACGUAUAACGGCAUUCACACACACCCCAGCCAGAUUGCAGAACGACCGCAUUGUAAUAUGAGCAACAGUGGAUAUUCGCUACCUACCCAGUUUGGUCAGCAUCCUCAGAAGAGGGCAGCCUAUCUACCACCCUCCCCUCCAAACUCAGAACCGGGCAGCCCAGACAGGAGGAAAGAACUCAUACAGAACUUAUCGCCACCUCCGUCAUAUGCUGCCAGCAUGGCGUCUAAAAUGGCAGGUCUUACCCCUGGACCAGCACUUUCUGUCCAAACACAAGCAGUACCUGCCCAAUACAACCGCAGAAACAAUCCCGAUCUAGACAAAAGGAGAAUACAUCACUGUGAUGUACCAGGAUGUAAGAAGGUCUACACCAAGUCCUCACAUUUGAAGGCCCAUUUACGUACUCACACAGGCGAAAAGCCAUACAAGUGCUCAUGGGAGGGGUGCGACUGGCGAUUCGCCCGCUCUGAUGAGCUAACGCGCCACUUCAGGAAGCACACGGGGGCCAAACCUUUCCAGUGCGCCGUAUGUAGCCGUUGCUUCUCCCGAUCGGACCACCUGGCCCUCCACAUGAAAAGACACCAGAACUAGAGCCGCCCGCUCUCGUUGUUCUGACGGUGCCGCGGGAGGGCUAUCAGGACCUCUGUUGAUGAUACUAAUUAGGAUUUGGGUGUGUUGGUUAAUCUUGGGUUUUGGCAGUUCAUCAGGUACAACGGGACCAGACCCUGCCGUCAGUACGGUUCCUGUGGUCACAAAACCAGCUAAUUGAUGAGAACUUGGCUCAUUUGCCAGAUGGGACAUUCUUUUGACAUGUUUCUUUGUUUGUUUUUGUUUUUUUUGUUUGUCUGCAUACUUUGAGGUCAUCAUUUAUGACAUAACUACUUUUAAUGUGCCUUUUUUACCUUGUAGAAUGGAGGUGCCAUGUAAAAUGUACAACGUUCAAGAACUUGUGGGCAGUUUUAAUCUUCUUUAAAGCAAUAUUCCAGAUUAAUACAAGUUAAGAUUAAUUGACUUAAUUUGUGGCUUAAUGUUGAUCAUGUUAAACACAUGAUCUUGUGGCUAUACUAUUGAAACAUUGACAAUUUUAACGUUUACAAGAUUGGCCCCAUUGAACCCAGAUUUUGGAAGUUGAAAUGAAUUGUUAUGGUAAUCAACAUUAUGCCACAGGUUCUAUCAAGGAGUUUAACUUUUAUUGAACCCAGAAUAUUCCUGUAAAUGACUACUCAUACUUGUAUCACAAGGUAAAUUAUAAAAUGCGCUGUAGUCUUGGUUGUAGAACCAAACUGCAGAACAGUCAUGAGAAUGUGAGCCACAAACGCUGAGUCACAAUGAAUUAAUGUCUCUUAAAAGCAGCACUUGAUAAGAAACCGAGCUUCAGAAAUUUGUGCGGGAGCCGCCGGGUAAUUAGAAAAUUAAAUGUAGCUUCAGAACACCAAAGAGUUGGAUGAAGUCCAAACUAUGAUAUGUUUCGAAGAGGAUUUGCUUUAUGUAGGCAAAAUGUUUGAAAGAGCACAAUCUGAAGAUUGAUUGAACUCCUUUAUGUUAAUUCCUGUGUUAUACUGAAAUGCAAUAAGUGGUACAAAUGCUGUAUUUUUCCUGGCAAGAGGACGGGUCAGAUAUCGAUUACUUCCAUAGUUGUUUAUUUUCCCUACUAUGCAUUUGUUUGGGAUAAAUGAUAGCUUUAAAUGUACAUAUAACAUGUAUUUAUUUUGCACAGACAAUUUUUUUAUUUUAUUUCUAUUUUAUAAAAUGUAACUCAACGCUUACAUGAAAUGUGUACCGGGUUACUGGGAAGUGGUUUUAGAAAUCUUUGUUCAAAAUAAUAGUGCUCUAAAUGGCCGCAUUAUGUGGAACAAUGUGGCAGCUGAUUGUUUACAUUAGUUGGUUUGGCUUAUGGUGUGUGUUACAUCUGUAUGUGUGGCCCCAUAAAACCUCUUAUUUUCCAUUACAGUGAUAA